AUGUCCGUGCGGCUGCCGGCGCUCUGCUUGACCCUCUGCCUGACCUUCACCCAGAGUGGUUCCACGUCGUCUAACAACCACCGGGCCGAGUGGAAGGACUCCCAGCUGCAGCCCAUCAUCCAGAAGCUGAUGAAGGGAUACAACUGCUACCUGAGGCCCAACUUCAACGAGGGCCCGGUGGAAAUCGGCAUGAGCCUCGAUAUCGCCAGCAUCGACGCCGUGUCUGAAAUCAACAUGGACUACACCGCCACCAUCUUCCUGCGGCAGCGCGGGCGCGACUCCCGCCUCGUGUUCCCCGGGAACAAGAGCGUGAGCGUGGACGGCCGCCUGGUGUCGCUGCUCUGGAUCCCCGACACCUUCAUCCCGGACUCCAAGCGCUCCUUCCUGCAUGACGUCACCGUGGAGAACCGCCUCAUCCGCAUCUUCAGCAACGGCACCGUGCUCUACGCCCUCCGCAUCACGGCCACGAUCGCCUGCAACAUGGACCUCACCAAGUACCCCAUGGACCGCCAGGUGUGCACCCUGCAGCUGGAGAGCUGGGGCUACAACCUGCAGGACGUGGUGUUCUUUUGGACCCGGGGGAACGACUCGGUGAAGGGUCUGGACAUCCUGCGCCUGGCUCAGUACAGCGUGGAGAGCUACUACACGUCGGUGUCGGAGGCCGCGUACGAGACGGGACAAUACCCCAAGCUGGUGCUGCACUUCGCUCUGCGGAGGAACGUCCUGUUCUUCAUCCUGGAGACCUACGUGCCCUCCGUCCUGCUGGUGCUGCUGUCCUGGGUCUCCUUCUGGAUCAGCCAGUCCUCGGUCCCAGCCAGGACCUGCAUCGGCGUGACCACGGUGCUCACCAUGACCACGCUGAUGACGGGCGCCCGCUCCUCGCUGCCCAACGCCAACUGCUUCAUCAAGGCCAUCGACGUGUACCUGGGCAUCUGCUUCACCUUCAUCUUCGGCGCCCUGGUGGAGUACGCAUGCGCCCACUUCUACACCAUGCAGCACCUCACCGUGGAGGACCUGCACCGGGAGCUUCAGAGGGAACUCAACGAGGCCAACGGGAACGGCUCCGCCCACAUACUGAGGUCCAUCCAGCCGAGCCGGUCCACCGCGGAGGUCGGGUCCGCCGCCGGGACCGACACCGGCGCCGGCGCCCUGGAGAAAGCGUCGGGGUGGCGCGGCGGUUGCUGCGGCCGCGGCCUCUCCUCGGUGAAGGACGCGUCGCGCCGCGCGGCCGCCGUCUUCACCAUGGAGAACCCGUACGACAUCGACCGCCGCGCGCGCAGCGUCUUCCCCAUGGCCUUCCUCUUCGUCAACAUCCUCUACUGGCUCUACUACCUGUUCCUCGGAAGAGGCUCCGCCUCCUCGCUGGAGACCCGGUACCAUCCGCCCGGAUUCAAACUGAUCUCUAAAGCUUUUUGUAAAUGAAACCUGCUGGUCCCACAGACGAGGAGACGAGGAGCAGCUAAACCCAGAAUUAAUCAAGUAUUCAGAAAGCCUGAAUCCAUCUAUUACUACACUCCACAGAACACAUGAGGAUGAGCAGCAACUAGUAAACAACAGUUAACUAAUAAACACAAGUUAACUAGUCAACAACAGUUAACUAAUAAACACAAGUUAACUAGUCAACAAUAGUUAACUAAUAAACACAAGUUAACUAGUAAACAAUAGUUAGUUAACUAGUGAUGCACACUAGUUAACUAGUUGCAUACAAUAGUUAACUCGUUGUUAGUUAACUUGUGAUGAAAAAUAGUUAAAUAGUUGUUAAAAAGUGAGUUAUCUAGUAAACUAUUGUUAACUAGUUGUAAACAAUAGUUUACAACUAGUAAACACUAGUUUACUAUAGUUAACCCGUAAACAAUAGUUUACUAUAGUUAACUAGUAAACCUACUAGACACUAGUUAACUAAUAAACAAUAGUUAACUAGUUGUAUACAAUAAUUAAACUUAAAUUUAAAAGCAGAUGUAAGUUAAUUAACUUACAAAGUCAAGUUUCGUAAUCCAAAACAUUUAGUAGACUUUACUUUAUAUUAGUUGACAUAACCUACAAAAUUAAGUUAGAUAAACAUUCUACACACUCGAUUUUGUUAGUAGACCAAGUGAGAUAUUUUUUAGUGAAAUAUAUAAAGUUAUGUGUUUUCCUCUUCCUCGUUAUGGCUGUCACACUUUGUUAUAUGAAACCACAUUAUCUAUAUUUA
Pseudoliparis swirei is the source of this 2191-nucleotide messenger RNA. It is a transcript of the gene gabrp, whose product is annotated as gamma-aminobutyric acid type A receptor subunit pi. Gene Ontology annotation, molecular function: neurotransmitter receptor activity; GABA-A receptor activity; extracellular ligand-gated monoatomic ion channel activity. The transcript has 9 exons. The record is from RefSeq and is a predicted model, not a curated record. Bases 1 to 1422 code for a protein of 473 amino acids. Gene Ontology annotation, cellular component: synapse; membrane; neuron projection. Lineage: Eukaryota; Metazoa; Chordata; Actinopteri; Perciformes; Liparidae. Gene Ontology annotation, biological process: regulation of membrane potential; nervous system process; chemical synaptic transmission.